Messenger RNA from Temnothorax curvispinosus, 934 nucleotides. RefSeq names its product cytochrome P450 3A19-like. The coding region runs from base 23 to 898 and encodes 291 amino acids. Gene Ontology annotation, molecular function: iron ion binding; heme binding; oxidoreductase activity, acting on paired donors, with incorporation or reduction of molecular oxygen. NCBI's taxonomy places the organism in Eukaryota, Metazoa, Arthropoda, Insecta, Hymenoptera, Formicidae. The transcript has a single exon. The record is from RefSeq and is a predicted model, not a curated record.
AGAAAGCGAGUCUUUCUACACAAUGGGCAAAUCCUUCCUCGCGCCAACCUUUUGGAACAACAUUAUUUUCACCCUUGUGUUUUUUAUGCCAUUGUUAGGUAAAAUCUUCCGUGUGAGAGUUUUACCAAAGGAGGCCGAUCAUUUCUUUAGAACGAUAAUUACGGAUAUUAUGGAGCAAAGAAGGAAGGAGGAGACGCGUCGACACGAUUUUAUUCAGUUGAUGGUCGAUCUGGAACGGUCAGAGGGUGAAAAAUUUGACAUGGACACGGUCAUUUCUCACGCAACGUCAUUUUUUGUCGACGGCUACGACACUACCAGCACUGCUUUAAGCUUCGUUGGUUUCAACUUGGCUACUCAUCCAGAAGUGCAGGAGAAAUUACGCGACGAGGUGAUGUCUGUGCUUAACAAAUACGAUGGUGUGAUCACUUACGACGCCUUGAAAGAUAUGAAGUACAUGGAUCAGGUAUUUAGCGAAUCACAGAGACUCUUGCCCGCUGGAGGAUUUCUGGACAAGGUUUGCACGGAGGAGACCGAUUUGAGAGGAUCCGACGGACUCGUUUGUCACGUGCCACGUGGAAUGCACAUUCUGAUACCCAUCAUGGGCUUGCAGAGAGACUCCCGAUACUGGGAGGAUCCUGAGGUGUUCGAUCCCGAAAGAUUUAGCCCGGAGAGAAAACAUAGCAUCGAGAAAUAUGCUUAUCUUCCCUUCGGCGAGGGACCGCGAAUGUGCGUGGGACAGAGAAUGGCUCAGUUACAGAUAAAAGCAUGUUUGGCUACGCUCCUGAGGAAGUACAGACUAGAGCUUUCUCCGAAGACGCGAGUACCAUUAAAGUUGACGGGUUCAACCUUCCUGAACGCUGCUGAAGGCGGCCUUUGGGCCAUCAUCCGACCGAUUUAAUUACGAGAUAUUAAAAAAGAAUAUUUUUUUUACAGA